Messenger RNA from Alternaria atra, 1539 nucleotides. RefSeq lists its product as uncharacterized. The transcript has 2 exons. The record is from RefSeq and is a predicted model, not a curated record. Bases 1 to 1539 code for a protein of 512 amino acids. NCBI's taxonomy places the organism in Eukaryota, Fungi, Ascomycota, Dothideomycetes, Pleosporales, Pleosporaceae.
AUGGUUGAAUUGAAGCAACUUGCGGCAGCAUCUAGCCUGACUGGCCUUGCAAUAGCAUCCAACUUCUCCACACAAUGUGCCUCCUUCAUUAAUACUCUGAUCGUUCCCAACGCCACCAUCUCCUUUACUGAAUACGUUACGGCAAACACGACACUGCAGUUUCCAAACGCCGACCCUAGCUGCGUUCGUCCAUCACAAAUCGUGUCUGCGGAUCUCUGCCGAGUCGACCUUGAAGUUGCGACAUCAGCGCGCUCCAGCCUGCGAAUGGAAGUUUGGCUUCCUGAGAACUGGAGCGGUCGCUUCCUGAGUACGGGCAAUGGCGGUCUUGGCGGAUGCAUCCAGUAUGAGGAUUUGGAGUACACAACGGCCCAGGGAUUUGCAGCUGUUGGAACCAAUAAUGGCCACGAUGGGUCUACUGGCGUUUCUUUCUUCAACAACCCGGACGUCGUCGAAGACUUUGCAUACCGUGCUGUGCACACUGGCGUUUUAUUGGGCAAGGAAAUCACUAAGACAUUCUACGGCAAACCCCACACAAAGAGUUAUUACCUAGGAUGCUCCACUGGUGGACGUCAAGGAUGGAAGUUAGUCCAGAAAUUCCCAGACGACUUUGAUGGUGUCGUCGCAGGCGCACCAGCUUUCUCCUUCAACAACCUCACGUCCUGGAGUUGCCAUUUCUUGCCUCUUACGGGCCUCCAGGGGGCAGCAACAUUCGUUCCUCUUGGUAUGUGGCCAGCGAUCCACCAGGAUAUUAUAAACCAGUGCGAUGCGCUUGACGGCGCAGUCGAUGGUAUUAUUGAAUCGCCAGACCUGUGCGACUAUGAUCCUAGCGGACUUAUAUGCGCUGGAGGUCAGAAUUCGUCGUGCCUUACACCCGUGCAGGCGGAGACAGUCCGCAGCAUUUACGCUCCACUGCUUGCCUCCGAUGGCAGUCUGGUAUACCCGCGUCUAGAGCCGGGCGCCGAAGCCACCGAAGCGGUGUUUUCGUACUUCCAAGGCCAGCGCUUUGGUGCAGCAGACUGCCUUGCAGAUUACGAUCUUGCCGCUGACUUGAAUCCCUUCAACAUCGAGACCUGGGAGGGUGAUAUAUCAGCGUUCAGGAACAAGGGUGGCAAGGUACUGCAUUACCACGGUCAGUCUGACGGCGUCAUUCCUAGCAGCAACUCGCCUCGCUACUACGAACACAUCUCCAAAACCAUGGGGUUGAACUCAGAGACCCUUGACGAGUUCUACCGUUAUUUCCGCAUCUCGGGUAUGGCGCACUGCGCUAGUGGACCAGGAGCAGCCAGCAUUGGUAAUAUGCGACGCAACACAGCGAGCAUGGAUCCCGAGGAAAACGUUCUCACAGCAAUUGUAAGGUGGGUAGAAGAGGGUAUCGCGCCGGAGAGCAUCACUGGAACAGCGUUCCGUAACGGUACCGAGAGUGCUGGAGUAGACUACAAGAGGAGGCAUUGCCGCUACCCAUAUCGAAAUGUGUUCAAGGGCACUGGCGACUACAAGGAUGUGGACAGUUGGGAGUGCAUACUCAAGCAGGACGCUUGA